This is a messenger RNA of Rhizophagus irregularis DAOM 181602=DAOM 197198, 2165 nucleotides long. RefSeq lists its product as uncharacterized. Lineage: Eukaryota; Fungi; Glomeromycota; Glomeromycetes; Glomerales; Glomeraceae. Gene Ontology annotation, molecular function: protein binding. The record is from RefSeq and is a predicted model, not a curated record.
CUAAUGUCAGGUUAUUCCGAUUUAGGAGAUUAUGAUUAUGUUGAGAAACUUUACAACAAGAUGAUAAAAAUGAAUAUUCAACCGAGUUUUGAUACUUAUUUUACAUUAAUGUCGGCUUAUAUCCGAUCUGGUAAGAAAAAGCAAGCUUUAGAAAUCAAAGAUCGUUUAAGUGAUAGUGAUGGGAAAAGUUUACGACUUUAUAAUAUGCUUAUACAUUUAUACAUAAAAUUUAAUGAUUUUUCCAUGGCACGUCUACUAUUUGACCAGAUGUCAGAAUCAGAAUUUAAACCGAAUGUCGUCACGUUCAAUACUUUCAUUAACGGCUAUAUUAAUCAAAAUAAUCUUAAAGAGGCAGGGAAAUGUUUUGACGAAAUGAUUAAAUAUGGAAUUUCCCCCAAUGUGGAAGUUUAUAACACGUUAUUGAAAGGAUAUCUAAAUGUCUACGGAAUGUCAGCUGUAAAAAAAAUAUUUUCACAAAUGUCUAAUUAUGACAUUGUUCCUGAUGCUGUCACUUAUAAUACUUUGAUGCAAUAUAUUAAAAAACAAAAUGGAGUAGAUUAUUAUGAAAAAGCAAUUGAUCAAUAUAGAACAAUGAUUAAAAAAUCGAUUGUACCUUCCGAUCGAACUUUUAAUAUAUUGUUAAACUCGGCUAUAGUGAAAGACAUUAGGAAAAGUAGAUUACAUCAUCGUCGACUUUCUAAGUAUCAAGAGGCUGAAGAAUCAAUGGAAUUAUCCCUUAUUUUAAACGAGAUGAGAUCGAAGGGUUAUAUUAUUGAUAUUGUUACUUAUUCUAUUUUAAUGAAAAAUUUUGUACAUUAUAAGAAAAUGGAAGAGGCUGAAAAAUUAUUGCAACAGAUGAAAGAUAAUGUUAUAAAUCCUAAUCAAUACAUUUUCAAUAUAAUGAUAUACGGUUAUUGCAAAUCUCAUAAUAUGAGCAUGGCACAACAGGUAGUUAAAAAGAUGAUUAUCUCGGGAUUUUGGAAAGAUUUAAAAACUUAUACUUCAUUAAUCAAUGGAUAUGUUGCUAUUGGCGAGAUUGGGGAAAGUCUGAGAGAAUUUGAGGAAAUGAAACGAUCCGGUUUAAUACCAGAUAAAUUUGUUUAUACUUCUCUUAUUGAUAUGUUUGCCAACAAAAAAAAUACACGAAAUGCUCAGAAAGUUUUUGAUUACAUGCGUACACAAAGAAUUCCUAUGGAUAAAAAAACAUUUACUGUACUUAUGAAAGCGUACGCUCUAGAUGGAAACAUUAAAGGAGCAUGUUCUGUUUAUAAUGAAAUGAUUAAAGAAGAAUGCGAACCAGAUGAAGUGGUGAUAAUUACUAUGCUAUCUGCAUAUAAAAAAGGAAAGAAUAUUAAAGGUGCGAUCGAUCUUCUUAAAGAUUCUAAAAUAAAUAAAUAUCUCAACACACGAAAUUGCAAUAUUCUUUUAAAUAUGCUAGCUCAAGAUAAGGAUUUAUCAGAAGGAGCGCUUAAAUUAUUCAUGAAAAUGUUAGAAAGUCACGAUCAAUUAUCGACAUCAUCACAAGUAAAUACUUCUUUGAUACAUCUAAGUAAUGCAAGAUAUCCACUACCUGACUUAGAUAGUCUCCAGAUAAUUCUUAAACGAUUUAGUUAUAAUCAGCGAUGGGAUUUGGUCAUGUUAAUAUGGGAUGCAAUAGAUCAAAGAGAAAUCAAACCUUUAAUUGAAGAUUUUAUAAUAUUUAUGAAAGCUUUUGCUAAAGCAAGGAAUGAGAAAAAAUUAUCGCAAGUUUGCGAAAAAUUUCUAAUUCAAGAUCCUCCAAAUUAUCUUAUUUCAAAAAUGAGAGAAAUUCUUUUAAAUUAUAGCAUAUCUUCCGAACUUAUAAAUGAAAUAUUAAAAAAAUAAAUUGUCACCACUGCGGAUCCAAUGAUCUGCCUUGAUUAACACUAUUUGUCACGCAAAUGUAUAUUAUAAACAAUUCACGUACAGAACCGAAAUCCCAAUUAGACGUUAGACGUGUUAAUUAAUGCAGUGAUAUUUAAUUUCGUCGUUUUAUAUAAACAAAAAUUAAUCGGCGAUUCAGAACAAUGACAAGUUGAUAUUUUAUUUAUUUUAUUUGCUAAGCUAUUUUGGUAAAAAUCUAUUUGUCACACAAUAUAUACUAUUAAUAAUACGAUAAUAAUGGUGUGAUAACUAAUACAGUGAUA